UCUCUCUUCCCCAAAUGUGUGGGGGCUGUCAUUGACCUGGAGUAGCUGCAAAACCGAAGUCGCCGAAUGAUGAUGUGAAAUCGCCCGUCCGUUUCUGCCACGCCCGGGCGGUUACUGGCAGCGGCGGCCGCUUCUGCUGCUCCUCUCAGGCUGCUGCCGCUUUAGAGGCUUCUCCCUGAGCAAGCGCGUGCGAAGGACGGAGGACGCCGGACCAUUCCUGUCAUGACCAUCCGAGGAGUGAUAAUCACAUGAGAGCGCUCAUUGCUCCAGAUGUCAUUUGACCAUCAAAAAAAAAAAUCUGUUUAAUAGAAAAUAUCCAUUUGACCAGAACCUUUCUUUAUUGAAUGGCUUGAUGGAUUUCCUUUACUCUGAUUCAAACCAAAGCUGUCCUGCUCAACCAAAACAAGGGAGGAUCUUGCAUGAGUCAAUCCCAGAAUGCCACUUCUACAUCACCGAUGGGUGAAGAAAACCUCAUGAAUAUCAAUCACAGAGACUCAGAGAGCAUCACUGAUGUGUGCUCCAAUGAAGAUCUCCCUGAAGUCGAGCUGGUGAGCCUGCUAGAAGAACAGCUACCCCAGUAUAAGCUAAGAGUGGACUCUCUCUUUCUAUAUGAAAAUCAAGACUGGACUCAGUCCCCACGCCAGCAGCGCCAUGGAUCUGAUGCCCUCUCUCCAGUCCUUGCUGAAGAGACUUUCCGUUAUAUGAUUCUAGGCACAGACAGGGUGGAGCAGAUGACCAAAACUUACAAUGACAUCGACAUGGUUACACAUCUCCUGGCAGAGAGGGAUCGUGAUCUGGAGCUAGCUGCUCGAAUUGGACAAGCUCUCUUAAAGCGGAACCAUGCCUUGUCUGAGCACAAUGAAGCCCUCGAGGAGCAACUGGGACAAGCCUUUGAUCAAGUUAAUCAACUGCAGCACGAGCUGUCCAAGAAAGAUGAGUUACUUCGAAUUGUCUCCAUUGCUUCUGAAGAGAGUGAAACUGAUUCCAGCAGCUCUACACCUCUUCGCUUCAAUGAGUCCUUUAGCUUAUCUCAGGGUUUGCUGCAGUUGGACAUGCUGCAAGAAAAGCUCAAGGAACUGGAAGAAGAGAAUAUGGUUCUUCGAUCCAAGGCUUGUCACAUAAAGACAGAAACGAUUACCUAUGAAGAGAAGGAACAACAGCUUGUCAGUGAUUGUGUUAAAGAACUUCGUGAAACAAAUGCUCAGAUGUCCAGAAUGACUGAAGAAUUGUCUGGGAAGAGUGAUGAACUGAUUCGUUACCAAGAAGAGAUUUCCUCUCUCUUGUCUCAGAUUGUAGACCUUCAGCACAAACUUAAAGAACAUGUGAUUGAGAAGGAAGAGCUGAGACUUCACCUCCAAGCUUCCAAAGAUGCCCAAAGACAACUGACGAUGGAGCUGCAUGAGUUACAAGACAGAAAUGUAGAGUGUCUGGGAAUGUUACAUGAAUCCCAAGAAGAAAUAAAGGAACUUCGGAAUAGAUCUGGCCCUGCUGCUCAUCUCUAUUUCUCCCAGCCAUACGGAGUUUUUUCUGGGGAAUCUCUGGCAGCUGAGAUUGAGGGGACCAUGCGUAAGAAGUUGAGUUUGGAUGAGGAAUCUUCUCUCUUUAAGCUAAAAGCCCAACAAAAACGGGUAUUUGAUACUGUCAAGGUUGCCAAUGACACACGGAGCUGCUCUGUCCCAUUCCCAGCUCUGCUACCCAUUCCAGGCUCCAACCGUUCAAGUGUCAUCAUGACAGCAAAACCUUUUGAAUCUGGUUUACAACAAACAGAGGACAAAACAAUCCAGAAGAGUAACUUGGAGGAAGAUCCAGGGAACGUCCAGAAGGUCUGUCAACCAGGAUGCUCUGCAGAGAGCGAUUUGGCUACAGCCCUGCAUCGCCUGAGUCUGCGGCGACAGAACUACUUAAGUGAAAAGCAGUUCUUUGCUGAAGAAUGGCAACGGAAGAUCCAGGUUCUGGAUAGCCAGAAAGAAGGGGGAAGUGACUGUGGCAUCCCCACAGAGAGCAUUGCCUCCCUCUGCACCGACCAGUCGGAGAUCACAGACCUGAGCAGUGCCAGUUGCCUUCGAGGUUUUAUGCCUGAAAAAUUGCAAAUUGUCAAGCCCCUUGAAGGAUCACAAACUCUGCACCAAUGGCAGCAGCUUGCUCAACCAAAUUUAGGAACCAUUCUUGACCCACGACCAGGUGUCAUCACUAAAGGCUUUACCCAGUUGCCCAAGGAUGCCAUCUAUCACCUCUCAGAUUUAGAAGAAGAUGAAGAGGAAGGUAUCACUUUUCAGGUUCAGCAACCUCUUCAAGUGGAACAGAAACCAUCAAUAUCCCAGCCAGUAACAGGAAUCUUCCUGCCGCCCAUGACUUCAGCUGGUGGUCCAGUUACAGUUGCAACCUCAAACCCAGGAAAGUGUCUGUCCUGCACAAACUCAACAUUCACCUUUACCACCUGUAGGAUAUUACAUCCUUCUGAUAUUACUCAGGUUACCCCCAGCUCUGGCUUCCCUUCAUUAUCCUGUGGAAGUAGUGGUAGCAGUUCAUCAAACACAGCCGUGAAUUCUCCUGCUAUGUCCUAUAGGCUCAGCAUUGGUGAAUCCAUCACCAACCGACGAGAUUCCACCAUAACCUUCAGCGGCACCAUGAGCUUGGCCAAACUUCUACAAAAGCAAGGCAUCUCUGCUAAAGCAUACCACAGCCCAGUUUCAGAGGACCCCCUCCUCCAGCCUCUCCCUAGAGGCCUGGCUAUCCCUUCCACGCCACCAAAUUCACCAUCUCACUCACCUUGCCCCUCUCCUUUGCCUGUUGAGCCUCGAGUGCAUCUCUCUGAAAAUUUUUUGGCCUCCCGACCAGCUGAAACAUUCCUCCAGGAGAUGUAUGGCUUGAGACCGUCCCGAAACCCUCCUGACGUUGGCCAGUUGAAGAUGAACUUAGUGGACAGGCUGAAAAGACUGGGGAUAGCCAGAGUGAUCAAGACCCCUGCAGCCCAGGAAAAUGGAAGAAGCCAAGAGGCAGAAAAUGGUCUUCAAAGACCAAACUCUGCUGUCUAUUUAAAUUCAGGUAGCAAUUUAUUGAGUGGACUGAGGAGGAAUCAGAGUCUUCCAGUCAUGAUGGGUAGCUUUGGCACCCCAGUUUGCACAUCAUCACCCAAAAUGGAUAUCCUGAAGGAAGACUGAGGUUCAGCAGUUGACUGACCUCUUACACAAGUUAGCACAUGAAGGAAAGAUUUGCACUGAUACAUGUAGUCUUGUCUGAGAGAAAAGGAAUGUUGCAGAAGGGUUGUGAAUGUGGGAAGGGGAAAGUGGAAGAACGGAAACAGAAUUGGCAUGAGGUCUGUCUGAUAAAUUGAAAGUAUAAAUGAAUAGGUCAUGAGUGUUUGGAAGCAGAGAAAGAAGAAAUGUUUAAUGCGGUCAUCCAGUUGGUAUUUCUUGUCUUGAAAAUAAAAAUUGACUAGAAAAUAAAUUCAGUAAUAUUGGAACAUACCAGAAAUACUGAACUAGCUAGCACAUUUACUUCUGGUGAGCAUAAGCAGGGAGGACCCAGGUUAGGAGAUGGGAAAAAAGAAGGAGCAGCUUUGACCGUUACCUUUAGAAAGCUGUUCUAGAAGGUUGCUGGAGUAAACUCAGUCUGUUACUGAGACAACAGUGAGAUGGCUUAUCUGCUGACCCCUGUUAAUGUCUGGUUAAAUUACACCUCCAUCAAAGAGUAUGGUCACUGCAUUAUCGACAAGGAAUUUUACCUUUUUCAUAAGAUCAGACUAGUAGAGACUCCCUUUUUGCUUUCUGUUUUCAGGCCUUUGAGCCACUGGGAUCCCAAACAUAAUCCACGUUCCUUUUGCAUUUGUGAUUAAUAAGGGUUAAUUUUUUAAAUUUGUAUUUUUAUACAAUACCCCCCCCCAAACAACAUGAGGUGGGGGGUAGGAGGGAUUUACUUUAAGAAGGAAAAUAUGGGUACAUUGGAACCAAGGAAACUUGUUUUCAGAAUAUUUCUUCUGAAUAAGUGCAUUGGCCAAGGUGUAUGAACAUAAUUACUGUACAUGUCUUUCAAAUUUCCUUGGAGGCUGGAUGGGUUAAACCAGAAGUGCAAUCAAUAGGAAUUAGAGAAUGUUGUGUAUUUAUCUCUAAGUUUUUUUGGAAGGAAAGUUGGUUGCAACUAAACUUUUUCCAAAAUGUGCUAUGCAUACUUUUAAUGAAAGAUGACAUAUAUUUGCACAAAAAUUCUCAGGCACAGCAAAUUAUUAUAAACUGAAGUAAAACCCAGGUGCUUUCUUUGAGAUUGUGUUUUUUUAAUAUAAAAUAAAAUUAAAACAUCUGCCUUUUUCUUCAUAUCCGCAGAAUUAGAGAAUGAACUUUUUUCGAUGAGAAAGUCAAACGCUUUUGCUUUUUCUCUGGGAUUCCUUUUUUCUUUUUUUUAACUAUGUGAAAUGGCAAAGUGAAACUCCGGGAUUAGGUUUCAGCUUUCAGCAGUGUGACGCAAGGCUGUGAAUUGGGAAAAAACAGAUCUGUUUUCUGAGCAUUGCUGACCGAGGUCUGCUUUUCAUCAGAUGACAUGGCUUUAUCUCGGCCAUGCAGUUGAGAAAGAAAUGCUGUUACAUGAAAGGCAUUAUGGAGAGAAGAUGAAGGAGGGGGCUAGUUCUUUUUGAAAAUGGGAGGUGUGUUACUUGAUCUUUUCAUUGCUUCAUUAGCAAAUGUUUUGCUCCUUUGUUCUGACUUAAGCUGAAAGGCAAUUUUCUGCAGAAUUCUUGAUGGGCAUGUUACUCCUGUGGCUACCAUCCAUACACCUGUUACAGGCCAGAGGAGGGUCCUUCUCUCUUGAGCUGCCUCUCCUUCAGGAAGAGCUAUGUGCUCAAAACACACAUGCAAGAGUAAAAUGUGUGAGUUUUCCAUGAUGUUUAGAAUCUUUUAAUAAAACUUUUCUAAAUAAACUUCUUAACAAAAAGAGUGUCCUCUCCCCCUUCUCUCCCCCUUGCUCAGUCAUUCUGAAAUCAGCAGACCGUACACAGAGAUGUUCAGAAAGGAUUCCAGCUGGUCUGUAAGUGAACACACAUGUCCCUGAAUGUGGACCAGAAGAAUUCCUGAUGUUUAAAUUUCUAGAAUAUUCCAAUUCACAUUUUAAAUGAUAUUUGAGUUUCUACUUCAUAAAGUAACUCUGGGGUGCUUAUUUUAGACAAUUCUUUAAUCUUUUUAUUUAUUCUCUAAGAAAGUAAUCUUCCUGUUACCAGUUUCCAAGACACAUCAGGAAGUAGGAAAAUAUAGGACCAGAGAGUAGUACAAAGUGUUAAAUUAUCAGAUUUUAUGUAUAUUAUAUAAACAGCUAUAAAUUAAGCUAGAUUUUGGAGUGUUCUGUAUAAUUAGUAUACUUUUAAAAUAACCGAGGCUAAAAUGAUCACUUUGGAGGCAGGGCAAGGGUGUAUUCACAGCCAAAUAAGCCUGUCUGAUUAAAGAGAAACAUACUUUGGUUUUUGGAAAUUAAAUUGAUGUUGCUGUUCCACCAGAAACACAAUGAUUGGAAACUGGUGCAUGCUCGUCUCUAGAAAUGAAUCCUGUUUUGAAACUGGGUUUUGUUGUUUUUGAAAUUUCCACCUAAAAUCAUUUUUGGUUGAGAAUGAGAAUCUCUAUUAUAAUGAAAUUGUGUGUAAAAUAUAGUAAGAACUGGAGCCUUGUAACAAGUUCCUUCUUAAUUUAUCUGUUAUGUUUUAGCACUGUUCACAUUUUAGUUUUUCUUUAUCAACUGUGUAUGUACUUUAAUGCCAGAACUCUGAUCGUUUUUGUUUUUUUUUUCCUUCUGAAGGGUCUCAGUGAUUAUACCUCAGGUAUUUCUGAGUAUCCUAUUAUCUACUAGAAGGGAUACCUUCCCUGUGAACUCAGAAUUAAAAUUUCUCCUGAAUUAUGAUGAUCCCAGAUCUUAUGUAAAUAGCCUUAGGCAUGGGUCUUGGAAAAAAGUUAAUGACUAUUGUUAAAGUCGUUUUUUAAAAAAUUUUGUACUAUAUGUCCUUGAUUUGACCUGAAUGAACAGACUUUGGCAAAGGGAGGAAAUAAGUUAAAGGCAGCUCACAAGAGCCUGUUCUCUAUAAAAGGUGUAUUUUAUACAGUAUUGAAAGCCUGUUAUUUUUUCUGACCAUUCUGGUACACAAUUAGUACUUGUUGGUAAUAACAUUGACUUUUGACACCUGGAACUAGAACUCUUAGUGUUUAGUAGCCCACUCCUUUGAUGUCAGAUGCCUGCAAGCCUGUACUCCAAGUACAACACAGCAGCAUCUACACUGAGUUGUUGCAUAGCCAGCACAGCUACCUGGGAGUGGCAUGGUGCCCUCUGGGGCUGCCAGGGAGAUACUGUAGUUUGAUAUCUGGGGAUUGACUUUGUCAAAGAGCUCUUUGUGCACCUACCUUUGCUUUGUCAAAUGUUAAUCAGAUAAUAAACACGAGUAUCUUCUUAAAUUUU
Physeter macrocephalus (sperm whale) is the source of this 6426-nucleotide messenger RNA. It is a transcript of the gene TRAK2, whose product is annotated as trafficking kinesin protein 2. The record is from RefSeq and is a predicted model, not a curated record. The transcript is spliced from 16 exons. NCBI's taxonomy places the organism in Eukaryota, Metazoa, Chordata, Mammalia, Artiodactyla, Physeteridae. Gene Ontology annotation, cellular component: mitochondrion; cytoplasmic vesicle; dendrite. Gene Ontology annotation, molecular function: myosin binding; GABA receptor binding. The coding region runs from base 420 to 3161 and encodes 913 amino acids. Gene Ontology annotation, biological process: anterograde axonal transport of mitochondrion; mitochondrion distribution; neurogenesis.